Messenger RNA from Lampris incognitus (smalleye Pacific opah), 1147 nucleotides. RefSeq names its product RNA binding motif protein 24a (gene rbm24a). Gene Ontology annotation, molecular function: mRNA 3'-UTR binding. Lineage: Eukaryota; Metazoa; Chordata; Actinopteri; Lampriformes; Lampridae. The record is from RefSeq and is a predicted model, not a curated record. Gene Ontology annotation, cellular component: cytosol.
AUGCACACCACGCAAAAGGACACGACCUAUACAAAGAUUUUUGUCGGGGGUCUUCCGUACCACACCACGGAUUCCAGUCUCAGGAAAUACUUCGAGGUGUUUGGUGAGAUCGAAGAAGCCGUGGUCAUCACCGACCGCCAGACCGGCAAGUCCAGGGGAUACGGAUUCGUAACAAUGGCAGACCGCUCAGCUGCAGACAGGGCUGUAAGACCCCAAUCCAUCAUUGAUGGCAGGAAAGCCAACGUCAACCUAGCCUACCUGGGGGCCAAGCCACGGGUGAUGCAGCCAGGUAAUGCAUUUGGGGUUGCCACGAUAGAUCCAGCCUUUCAGUCUUCAUAUGGGAUCCCGGCCCACUAUGUGUACCCUCAGGCCUUCAUGCAGCCCAGUGUGGUCAUCCCACACGUGCAGCCCACGGCGGCAGCCUCCGCCACUGCCUCCUCCCCCUACAUCGACUAUACCGGAGCGGCCUACGCGCAGUACUCCGCCGCCGCGGCUAGUGCCGCCGCAGCCGCCGCAUACGAGCAGUACCCUUAUGCCGCCUCGCCUGCCGCCGCGGGGUACGUGGCCACUGCGGGUUACGGCUAUGCGGUCCAGCAGCCACUAGCCACUGCCGCCCCAGGCUCGGCCGCAGCUGCCGCGGCGGCCUUUGGCCAGUACCAACCUCAGCAGCUGCAAGCGGAUCGCAUGCAAUAGCAGUCACUGCAGCCAUUGGACAAGCAGGAAGGGGAGGCCCACCCACGGCCACAGCUGAUUGGUCAGAUGAAUGAGCAGCGGAGGAAGAGGAAGAGGGAUUGGCCUUGAGGGUGGACGUGUCAGUGACUCAGAAGGAGGAAGAGUUGCUCUAAAAAGGGUGAUGCUGAGGGUGAUGAUGAUGGUGAUGAUGAUGAUGGUGGUAGUGGUGAUAAUGGUGAGGUGGGAACUUCAUUAAGUAGCUUUCCAACUUGCUGUGCUUCAACCAAAAAAAAAAAAAAAAAGAUAAAACGAAAAAUCUUGCAGAACAAAGCAAGGAAGAUGAUUUAUUAUCAUUAUUAUUAUUAUUAUUGUUGUUGUUAUUACUAUUAUUAUUAUCAUUUCUAUUAUCAUUGUAGUAGAGUACUUAUUUCUAGAGAAGAAAUGCAGGAACUAAUCCCUGUGGUUGGUAUAGGUG